Talaromyces rugulosus is the source of this 1032-nucleotide messenger RNA. RefSeq lists its product as uncharacterized. The record is from RefSeq and is a predicted model, not a curated record. NCBI's taxonomy places the organism in Eukaryota, Fungi, Ascomycota, Eurotiomycetes, Eurotiales, Trichocomaceae. Bases 1 to 1032 code for a protein of 343 amino acids. The transcript has 2 exons.
AUGCCGGCUCCAGUGGCGAAAGGAAUCAUCAUCGGCGUCUCCGUCAUCGUAGCUGCUGGGAUUGCCGUGUACGAAAGCCCGCAGUUCCAACGAUGGGUGCAAAAUUCACGCCGCAAGAUCGCCUUGGCUCUGUAUAACCUAGGGGAUGAAAUCUCUCCAUCCGAAUCAUCGUCAGUCCUCCAAGAUAUAUCCAUGACCGAAGACCCCGGUGAAGCCGCAGCAGAACGACGCAACAAAGCUCGAGAAGAACUCCUGCGGCGCCGCGAGUUUAUGGAAACCCGUCGACGAACGCAAUCGAGUAGCAGCAGCAGCAGUACUACUGCCGUCAGCUUCGAUAGCUUGGUGGACCGGGAAGGCCGACUGCGGUCAGAAGCAGCAGAGCGCGACAACGAGGCUGUGAAUACUGCUAGUAGUAGCACUGCCCAGUCGACGGCAGUUGAAAAGGCCGAUGAAACAGAAAUGGUUCAACGCCGAGCUGUGCAGUCUUCAUCAUCAUUAUCAUCAUCGGAGCCUCUGACAGAGGGUCGUCUCCAGGCACAGCGGGAGUUGAUGGAGGCCAUGGAGCAGGAUCGUCUUCGUCUAGCAAUGCCUGCUUCUGAAGCCUCGUCGCAUCAUCCGUCAGAGUCAUUGGUUGAUCUCACGCCAACUUCUGAAUUUCCUGACACGGAUCUUGGUGCUUCUGCGGUUUCUUCUGCUCGUGGCGGCCAAAUGAACCAAUCCGAGUACUUUUCAAUCACGUCCGUUCCAGAGGCCCAAAACGAGGCAGAGACUCGGCCUUCUGAGUAUUACUAUGCUCACCCAAGUGAGCCUAGUGUCCAUUCUCCCGAGCCAUCGCACCCUGAAGAUCCGUUCCAGGAUUACAAUAUAUCGACUGCGUCAUCUGUGCCUGGCAGCCUGAGCCAUGUUCAAGAUGAAGUCUCUUCCGACGGCACCAUGAGCGAAUGGGACCAUGCUACUGACGGCGUGGCGACUCCUGCCAGCUGGUCGGAAGUUGGCAGCGUCGUCAGCAGCGAUGAUGGACAUCAUCAAUAA